GGACGGCCGCUGGAUGUUCCUUGUGUUGUUAUAGUAGAGGUGCAGGCCUAACUUGUUACAGGAUCCAAAAGCGCUCGCGCAGACAAAUGAACUGACUAAUUUAAAUUGAACAACUACAUAACAGCGGGGGGGAGGGGGGGAGGAUAAAGGGAUCCACUCAUCGCGCCGAUUCUUUGCCACGAGCAGCACCACAGACUUCUCAAUGAAGGAGCCUGACGCAAUCAAGCUCUUCAUCGGGCAAAUACCCCGAAACCUGGAGGAGAAGGACCUGAAGCCCAUCUUCGAGCAGUUUGGCAAGAUCUAUGAGUUGACGGUGAUAAAGGACAAAUACACAGGGAUGCACAAAGGUUGUGCCUUCCUGACAUAUUGUGCACGGGAGUCCGCCCUCAAAGCCCAGAAUGCACUGCACGAGCAGAAGACACUACCAGGGAUGAACCGUCCGAUCCAAGUGAAGCCGGCAGACAGCGAGAGCAGAGGGGAAGACAGGAAGCUAUUCGUGGGCAUGCUGGGGAAGCAGCAGACGGACACCGACGUGAGGAAGAUGUUCGAGGCGUUCGGCAGCAUCGAGGAGUGCACGGUGCUGCGCGGGCCCGACGGCACCAGCAAAGGCUGUGCAUUUGUAAAGUACCAGAGCAACGCAGAGGCCCAGGCCGCCAUCAACGCUUUGCACGGGAGUCGCACUUUACCCGGCGCCUCGUCCAGCCUGGUGGUGAAGUUUGCCGAUUCAGAGAAGGAGCGAGGGCUCCGGCGGAUGCAGCAGGUGGCCUCUCAGCUGGUCAUCAGUCCCAUGACCCUGCACCUCGGGGCCUACAACGCUUACACACAUGCUUUGAUGCAGCAGCAGGCCCUGGUGGCGCAGUCGACCUACCUCUCUCCUGUUGCCACCGUGGCGGCGGUUCACAUGCAGCAACUCGCCGCCCUCAACCACAGCGGCAUCAUUGCCACGCCGAUCUCAUCCAUCACCCCCUCUUCAGGUACCAACACUCCACCCUCCAUGGCGGGCACACCUGUUCCGGCUCUGCCUCCACCGCUCACACUGAACAGCUACGCCUCUCUGCCAGGUCUGGCCAACGGCCAAUCAGCAACUGAGGCCCUGUUCACCAACGGGAUUCAUGCCUACCAAGCCCAGAGUCCUGUCCUGGACCCGAUGCAGCAAGCUUAUACAGGCAUGCAGCACUACACAGCCACCUACCCUGCUGCCUACAGCCUGGUGGGACAGCCGUUCCCCCACCAGCCCACACUGGUGGCUCAGCAGCCGCAGCAGCCGCAGCAGCUGCAGCAGCGAGAAGGUCCAGAGGGCUGCAACAUCUUCAUCUACCACCUGCCACAGGAGUUCACUGACUCUGAGAUAUUGCAGAUGUUCAUUCCCUUCGGAAACGUCAUCUCUGCAAAGGUGUUUGUGGACCGCGCCACCAACCAGAGUAAAUGCUUUGGUUUUGUGAGUUUUGACAACCCCUCCAGCGCCCAGACUGCCAUCCAGGCCAUGAACGGCUUCCAGAUCGGCAUGAAGAGACUGAAGGUGCAGCUGAAGAGGCCCAAGGAUGCCAACAGGCCUUACUGAAGGAGGAAAACCUAAGAGUUCAAUCAAGAAAACCACUUGGGAUGUCCCAGCCUUUUUUGGUUGUUUGACCAACCGUAUAGCACAGGAGCAACACUUCACAAAAAGCAGUAUCACGUGUAUGCGCUUUCAGAAACAACAGACGGCAGCAGUAAUAUCAGCUAAGACAUCUACAGAAUCCGCAUCCGCAAUAUCAGAAGUGCUCCAGAUUUCCUAUCAUUCCACAGCUGGAUUCAUUUAUAUUAUGUACAUACUCUAUUGUCAGCAACAAGAUCUACAUGUUAAGAAAAAGCAUAUCACUGAUGUUAUUCUUCUGAACAGGGUUCUACUGUAUAGUGUGAUUUGUGGUCUACGGCAUUAACAGAAGGCCCGUCAACACAGUCGGAGGCGAAAAGAAAAUACUAUUCUGUAUUAUUACCAUUGGUAAUACUGUUAUGUAGAGUUAGUUUUAUUAUUUAUACGUAAAUUUAAAAAAAACAUGGGGUAAUUAAACUGGAAGAGAUUUGAAUUUCCUCUCACUGUACAUACCUUUGUUUGGAAGUGGAGUUUAAGGACUUCAUGCGUUAAGAUUCUCUGCUGCCACUACUUUUCAAAUUAACAAAGCUGAAGGAAUGGCAGGGAAUUUUUCUAUCUUGAUUUUUUACGUUUAAUUUAUUUGGUAAUCAAUUUGAUCAGGGUGGGGCGGGUUCGGGGGGGUAUGUGACAAUUUCUUUUUUAAUUUAAGAAGAAGAAGAAAAAAAGAGGAAUUCUGUGGUCUUCAAGACAAUGAACACACUUAUUAUAGAGUUUUUAAUUGCAUAAAUGUACCUAUGGAAGUAAAAAAACAAAAACAUAAUGUUUCUUUAUUUAUUCUCUACAAUCGCUGUUUUAAAACAUUAUGUCUUUAAAAGAAAAUAAAGUACAAUUUAGAAUUAAAAUGUUUGUCUGCUUAACUGUUCACGUAAUGUGAUUUACCCCCCAAAUAUCCCACCUUUCCUCUGCAUGAUACAUCAGAAGAUGAAGGGAUAGACUCAGUAUGGAUGUUAUAGCUCAUUUAUGACAUAUCCAGGGGAGUGUGCUGCUCUCUAUAGGCCGGAGGAAGUAUUGAGCCAAGUGGAAAACAUCUGGCCUCCUGUGACAGUUGCCUGAGAAACUGUGGACCAGCCUCUCAAGGACCUGGAAGAAAAAAAUGUAGCUGUGUUUGGCAAAUGCAAAAUAAAUACAAGUCUGUACACAAUG
Pseudoliparis swirei is the source of this 2776-nucleotide messenger RNA. It is a transcript of the gene celf3a, whose product is annotated as cugbp, Elav-like family member 3a. NCBI's taxonomy places the organism in Eukaryota, Metazoa, Chordata, Actinopteri, Perciformes, Liparidae. Gene Ontology annotation, biological process: regulation of alternative mRNA splicing, via spliceosome; mRNA splice site recognition. The record is from RefSeq and is a predicted model, not a curated record. Gene Ontology annotation, molecular function: mRNA binding. Gene Ontology annotation, cellular component: ribonucleoprotein complex; cytoplasm; nucleus.